CUCAAACCCAGUUAGAAGAUAAGAAGAGAUGUAAAGUAAACAAAAAGAAUCAAAGAAAAACAAAUGGUGUUCUUUUAGAAAACAAUAUAGAAGAUAUAGUUAAAAAUAAAGUGAAUCCUA
Dentiscutata heterogama is the source of this 120-nucleotide messenger RNA. The record is from the annotation of a GenBank genome assembly. Lineage: Eukaryota; Fungi; Glomeromycota; Glomeromycetes; Diversisporales; Gigasporaceae.